UCACUUUUCAGUUAUUGUGAAUUUGUGUUUAACGAAAUAUGGCGUCAUAAGAAGUAUGUACUUUGCGGUAAUUUUGUAGAAUUUGCAUUGGUAAUUUUUUUUAAUCAACUAGACUAUAAUUAUUAUCGUGCUGAUGUCGUGACUAUAAUGAACAAUGAUUGAAUGAUGAUAAUAAAGUUUGCCAAGGCCAAGAGACUUGCUAAUGUGAAAUUGGUAGAGUAAAAAGCAAUGGAACCAGUGGGACAUUGGCCUGGUCCAGCCUAUCCUGCUGCAUUUGACCGGCGGCUGACAUCAGGGGGGGCAGGGGACACCCCCUCCACCAUUCUUCCACCACCCCACCUGCUAUUGCCAUCCGCUUACAACUCUGUUCUGUUCAAUCAGCAAAGUACGUAUCAACAAAAUUCAACAUUCAGUACCAACAGUGACACCUAUCAUCACUCAACUGCUACUUCAGUUACUGCAUCGAAUCCGUACUAUGGAACUCAUGGAACUACAGCGCUGAUGGGCCUGCCAUCUGCUGCCUCUAUUCCUGCGCAACUAGGAUCUCAGUUUCAGAGCUCUUACGAACAUGCGCGUUCAGAAGUGGUAACCCACAGCUCCAACACAUCAACAUCUAACUCAACUGGCUUUGACAACUACAGCAACCCCCUCUUCGGCUCUUCAGCCCUCAAUUCUCAGUUAAUGAACUUGAACUACAAUAAUAAGAAUUCAAAUUUACAAACAUGCGGUGUGUCAACCAGUGAGUCAAAAGACAAUUUCUACUCUCCCAUUUCCCACUCAUACCAAGUUCCCAAUACACUUGCAAGUAAUAAUUUAUAUAAUUUACAUGAAACAACUAAGAAUUGUGUGAUUGUGACCGAGUCUCCUUCAUUGCCCCUUUCAGCCCAACCUACCAUUUCAUCAUUGCCAUCAUCAGCCCAUCAGAACAACCAUACAAUCGCCCAAUUUCAACCAACUCUUUCGACUAUCACACCACUUCUAACACUCCAUAACAAUUCUAAAUUUUCCCAGCCGAUUAAUACAAUGAAUUCAAAAGAAUUUCAGUCCCCCGAACUGGCUUCGAAAGUACAACACUCGACAGGUGUUUCUCCUUCACAGCUACAAAACAACCUUUACGAGCAUUCCUCUAAAACACCAGCUCCCCUCACAACUUACCAACAUACAAUCAAUGAAAAUCGUCACAAUGUCUACAAUAAUCGGAUUCUUGCUGAAUGUUCUAGCCCAUCUCCCCCCGUGUCUGUACCUAUGGGUGGCUUACCUACCCAUAAUUCAAAUUUGAGCUCUAAUAAAGCACCUUUAUCUGAGCUGUCGACUCCAGAUCAACGCUCAAGUAUUGAAACGGGCUUUACUCCAUCACUAUCCCCUGGGUAUCGAAUGCCGCUCUACAGUGGUGUCGAAUAUCCAGCAUCUCCCCAGCAGGACUUUCACACUACAGGCAGGGCUGAAAGCGCGGGCAGUUAUUCGCCAUGCAGUAGACAACAACAGAGCCCUGUUCAAUGUCCAGUAACUAGUCCUUCGAGUACACACUUUCACACCAGUCCAACUUAUCCGUCUCACAACAGUCCAGUCACCUCGCAUCCAACUUACAAACUAACCAACUUUUCCGAUACUUCUGCAUUAAGAGCACAAACACCACAAUCAUUAUUAUCACCAUCACAAACAAAAGAUUCUGCAAGAAAUUUGAAUCAGGUGACUCAUUUGAAUACUCAACAGUAUUAUUGGCAAGACAGUGAUCAAAAUCUUCAGAAGGCAGAUUCCAAUAAUUAUGAUAAACGCAGUCCAUCAUAUGGAAACGCUUUUGAGAGAAAUUCAGCCACUGAUAAUUCCUACUUACAUCCGAUGUUGAAGGAAAAGAUGUUAUCUGCUCAUAGUGAUCCUAUCAGCGCAAUAACAAAGGUCACAAAUAUUAUUGAGGAAAGUGUUAAGUACUUGCCUACUGGUGUAACCAAUCCACCUGAAGCAAAAAAUCAGAUAAAUUGCAAACAGAUACAAACAGAUCAUCAGUCGAAGAAUUCGAUAGAGCAGAAUGUCUCUAAUAAUGGGUCGAAUCCAUUUGAAAGAUCUUCAGCUGGAAACUUCAGGUCUCCUGAAGACAGCAAUCAGUUUAGAUUCAAUAAUCCUACAACCGGAAUUCAAAAUUCAACCAAUUACGUAUCUCCUUCAUCAAUCUUGCCCAAUGAUUCUUCGCAAAUUAGAAACGAGUCAAACAUGAAUCAGAUUUUGCAAGGAAACUCACAGCAGUGUAAUACGAAUUCCAACUCAUUCUACAACCCUCCAUCGUUCAAUGGAAAUAAAACUAAUAAUAUUGUUGAAAAGGGUAGUGGGUCUCAAAAUGCCAUCAGUGAUUAUCCUUCUAAAAUGCAUUUACCUCACUGCUCAAUGCCAAAGAAGUAUGAAAAUGAUUCACUAGCUACAUCUAAAAAUUCUGUAAUACAUGUCACAAAUGAAGAUCCUAGCAAUACCUCAACAACUCCUGAAGCUGUGGAUUACGCAAAACACAGUAUGAAUGCCAGCUCGUUUGGUGAUAGAGGAACAUCCGUACCAAAUGAAAUCAUUAAAACUAUUCCUUUUCACAAUGUCAAUCAGUCUCUGAUGGUAUCCCAAGGCACGUCUCAUCAUAUUCCCAAUGUCAAUCAGACUCAGGAUGAUUCUAAAACUUCUGUAGCUAAAUUGCCAUCAAUUUCUAUUUCAACAGAGAAUCAUACCAAUUGUAGCUCCUAUGACGGGAAGAAAAAUGUCAAGUCAAGUGUAGGUUUGGGCAAAAAGCAGAAGGACUUGUCUGCUCCUGUUGCCAACUCAGCUGUGGUCACACUGCCGAAGCAGCUAAAAAAGGACGACCGCCAAAGAUAAAAGAAGACUUACAAUCUGCAAACAUGCCAGAAAAGAAGCCACUAUCGUUUCCUCCAUCUAUUAACAAUGGCUUCAUGGCCAGCUACAUCAAGUUCCUAGAAGGUAUUCAGUGUGACUUACCUGACGAGGCUGUUCCAACUCCAAAAAAGGAAGUACGACCUCAAAAAAGGGAAGUACCAUCUACAAAAAAGGAAGUACCAUCUACAAAAAAGGAAGUUCCAUCUGCAAAAAAGGAAGUGUCACCUCCAAAAAAGGAAGUAGCCGCCGCGAGAAGAUCAGAUGAGUCUGAUGAGACCGAAGAGGCAGAACCCGAGCCUCCUCCGAAGAGGGAGCCAUCCACCAGAAGAGCAAGGCGGAAGUCCAGCCUCCUCAAACGAGUCUUGGAUGAAGAUGAGGAGGAUGGCGACGACUACAAUUCUGCCAACUCCGACUCCGACCCAGCAUGGUCGCCUGCUGCUACCAAGGAUGAUUCUGACGAAGAUUUUGAGAUUAGAAGUGAAAGAAGAACGAGGAGAUCGCUGCGGGGGCAUACUCGCUGGGGGGCGGGGAGCCAGCGCGGCAGGAAGCGGGGGCGGUCGUCAAUUGCCAGCUCCAACGAUGAGGAUGAUGAUGACCAUCUCACAAGUGCUUCUAAGCAGAGGAAAUAUCCCACACGUACAAAAUCUGUUUCUCAGACUGAAAACAAAACUAAUGACGGCGAAGGGAAGGCUGAUUUCAUUGAAACUAGUACCAACAAAAGUUUUGAAGUAUUCCCGUUUCAAGUGGGUGAGUUUGUUAUGAAUAAAUCUGAUGUUAAUCAGAAAAAUCAUCCGAUUUGGAGAGUGGAUGGAAAGACCCUGCUCCAGAAGUACCAACCUACUGUACAGAAGGGAGAAAUCAUCUAUAAGAAUAUCCCUACCUACUCUGGAUGGACACACCGCACCAACAAUGAUUUCCAAAAGGUGGAAGUUAAAAUAAUAUCCCAGCAACGCCAUGAAACAGUUGUACAACUAUUGGUACGAGAGACUGAAGAAUUGAUAGAAGAUCAGAAAGCUAUUGAUAAAUAUAUGGAGGAGUAUAAGAUAUACCAGGACGCAUUUGAAAUAUACAUACAGACACUGAUAUCUCAAGUCCUAGACUCAAAUUUCCUUAUGGAAAUCAUCCGUGAGAAUGAUACCUACUUUUUGAAUAGCGUGAAGACGAUUGAUGAGAAGACUUGUGACCGUAGGAAACAACUAUCAGAAUUUGCCAAGUUGCAACCGAUGGUUGAGAAAAGUGUGGCCACGUGGCCGUGCAUCGAUGUUCUGCAAGAUUCGCCGCAGACAGAUGCAGAUAUCAGCAAAGAGAUGUGUGCCUCGUGCCUUACUAGUGCAGCCACCAAACGAGUCAUUGUCUUUGGCCAACCCUACAAUAGCGACAAUCUUGAAGGUUGCCCUCCUGAUCCUGAAGUUAGUAAACACAAGAAUUUCUUAUUGUGUAAAAGGUGCAUUGACUUGGUUACUCUAUUCAAUAAGAUAGUUCAUCAGAAGUAUCAGGUGUUCAUCAGUUGUGCCAACAAAGUUCAGGAGAAGAGAACGAUGGACCCAGCCAAAGACACAACUGUCAUUCUCAAUGAAUUGCUAGCUGAUGAACCGUGGAUCUCUCAAGUAAGCACUUUCACUUAUACUCAUUUUAAUCAAUGUGUACAAUUUAUUGUCGAGUGAAAUCCCCAGCAGGCA
Messenger RNA from Nilaparvata lugens (brown planthopper), 4547 nucleotides. RefSeq lists its product as uncharacterized. The transcript has 10 exons. Gene Ontology annotation, cellular component: nucleus. The record is from RefSeq and is a predicted model, not a curated record. NCBI's taxonomy places the organism in Eukaryota, Metazoa, Arthropoda, Insecta, Hemiptera, Delphacidae. Bases 2874 to 4532 code for a protein of 552 amino acids.